Messenger RNA from Diospyros lotus (date-plum), 981 nucleotides. RefSeq lists its product as uncharacterized. The record is from RefSeq and is a predicted model, not a curated record. The transcript is spliced from 3 exons. Lineage: Eukaryota; Viridiplantae; Streptophyta; Magnoliopsida; Ericales; Ebenaceae. The coding region runs from base 140 to 745 and encodes 201 amino acids.
AUUAAUCUCUGUCCAUAUUUGCCCAACACAGAAGGAAAAGGAGCGAGGUAGACCAUAUAAAUGAAUCUGUCUCCAGUUUGAUUUAGUUCAGUGAGCCUGUAGGUUCUCAGGCUUGAUCUGCAUCUUUUGGAUUCAACCUAUGGCGAAAGAUCACGGAAGCAGUAACGCGGACCCUCAUUGGAAAGCUGAACCGUCUCACAUAAAAGGUCCAGAUUGCAUCCCCGCCCGAGCGUUGAACAUCGUGUGGGGGAGCCAUACGCGUUACUGGGAGUGGAUCAAAAUGGAGGAAGGGGUAAUGGGAAAAAGCCAGACGCCGGACUCCAAAGAAGCGGCUAUGUUAAUUCAAAUUAACUGGCUCGCAGUCACGGGGAAGAUUGACAUGAAACGACUCGAGGCAGGCAAAACGUACACAGUAUACUACAUCGUCAAGUUCCAGGUCGAUGCAUUUGGGUGGCACUCUGUUCCGGUCCAGUUUAUGGUCAGAGUAACCGGAAAGGAAUACGCCCAGAAAAGCGCGAAACUGGAGCAGUACCAGGCAAAACCUGACGAGUGGCACGAGGUUCCCGGGGGAGAAUUUACAGCACCGAGCGAUGGCGAGGGAGCUGGAAGCGUCGAGUUUGGGAUGUUCGAAGUAGACAGUGACUGGUGGAAGGGAGGCUUGGUUCUUGCUGGUGUUAAAAUCAAGGAAAGUCCUGAGAAGAAAAGUGUUCAAAUUCUAGCAGCUGCUUCAUCUUUUGAACUUUGACUUGUUGAACCCGUGCCUGAUCUUUGGAGAGAUCCAUAAACAUCACUCGCUACUGUCUAUGAGGAGAAGUAGAGGUUGAAAUUUACGCUGUGACUUACAAGCUCUGUUAAACCCAUAUGUUGUUUGAAAUUUCCUAGGUUGCAAAAACAAAUGUUCUACAUAAUCAUGGACUAUAUGAAAUGAACGCAGUGUUUGGUUGAUUAGAAUAUAGAUUAAUUUGUUAAGAAGCACAAUUA